AUGGUGUCUGCCAGAUAUGACUUGGAUAUUGAUUCGAAGCAGCAUGAUCUAAGCACUGUGCUGGGCCUGAUGGUGGCCGUCCAGUACACUCUGAGGUGCAAGGUUGGAUCUUUGUUUUGGAGCGGGUUACCUUGCAGUGCCCACGUAUGGAUAUCAAGGGGCACAACGUGCAAAAGCAAAGAUGACCCUCGUGGGGAUAUGUCGAAACCCUCAGUUGCCAUGGGCAAUUUGCUUUGCGCGAGAAAUUGCCUUCUCUUGCUGCUUUGUGUAUGCCGCCAAGUAUGGUGGGCGCUGGAGCAGCCAAGCUCGUCGGUGGCACCUCUUCUGCCUUAUCUUCGAUGGGUACGUCACAUCAACCGGUGCAUGGAUGGGCUGGUGCCAGCCACAAUCGUUCGCUUUUGGAUGGGGCUAUUUGGAAGCGCAAGCGUCAAGAGAUCUUUGGUGACGGGGAACGCGCCCUGGGUGCACAUGCUGGCAACAGCUUCACACAUCACGAAGGCCGACCGUGAGAAGUACCAGUGGUCAUCUGCUGGCAUUGUGAAGAAAACAAUUGAGAAGAAAUCCCAAAAGAAGCUGUGGGGGCCGUGCGUGGCCUUCCUGAAAUCGCGCAAGGAGUUCAAGCCUCGGAAGGGCGUGCCGGUGAGUGUUGACAGCAACACAGCGGACAGCAGCCCGCCCACGGCCACCCCAAAGCUGGCCACGCCCAAAGCUGUCAGCCCGCCCAAGCUGGCCACCGCCAGCCCGCCCAAAGCUGACAGUCCGCCCAAGCAUGCCAGCCCGCCCAAGCACGCCAGCCCGCCGCCCAAAGCUGCCGGCCCGCCCAAGCAUGCCAGCCCGCCGCCCAAAGCCGACAGCCCGCCUGAGCACGCCAGCCCGCCGCCCAAAGCCGACAGCCGGCCUAAGCGUGCCAGCCCGCCCAAAGCCGACAGCCCUCCCAAGCCUGCCGGCCCGCCGCCCAAAGCUGACAGCCCGCCUAAGCAUGCCAGCCCGCCGCCCAAAGCUGACAGCCUGCCCAAAGCUGCCAGCCCACCCAAGCCGACUCCGCCCAAGGCAGCGCUCGUGACCUCGCAGCUCAACAAGCAGGAAGGCUCACAGGAGCCCAGUUGCCCAAACCCACCAACCAGCGUUGCAAGGCCGCUCAAAUCUCGUGUGUGCCCACGAGAUCCCGAAGAGCCAACUGCCAGCCCAGACAAGAAGAAGCCACGCCCCACACCGCCACCAACCACACCGUCGGAGGACGGAUCUGGAUCUGCCACGUCCGCGCAGCUCUGCAAGCGCACGCUGAGCUUCACCAGCGAUGACAGCUGGGACGCAGGCCUUCCACGCAGCAAGAUGGGUGGCUACUCCCAGCGCUGGUGGUGGGGCCCCGACCAUAUGUGGUCGGACAGCAGGGAUGAUGGCUGGUGCGACUACGGAUAUGGAUGGGGACCGCGCUGGUCCAGCAGCUGGGAUGAAAGCUACUACGCGCGUCGCCAAUCACGAAGCUGGUCCUUUCAAGGAAGCGAAGCAGGCGACUACGAUCAGUCCCACGCCGACGAAGUUGAGCAGGACCUGCUGGAGCGCAUGCCUACGAACGUGCAGGACGACAGCUGCAUGGCUACGGAGCAGGAACACCGUCCUGCUGAUGCGCAAGAAACCAAUGACGCUGCUGCUGAUGAGCAGGAAGGCACGCCUGCUGCUGAGCAGACGGGCAACGCUGAGCAGACGGUCAACGCUGAGAAGACGGGCGACGCUGAGACGGGCAACGCUGAGCAGACGGGCAACGCUGAGAGGACGGGCGAUCCUGAAGGUUCUUCUCCUUGCGCUCAGCCCCGGGCUCUGGCCAAUAGGGCCAAUGACGCGGACGCGUGGCGGAAGAACAAGCAGGGCGAGUUCUUGAACCCUCCAGCGCUCUACAUGCGCUUUUACCGCAGCAGCCGGGCUCCGCCAGAAGUUCAGGAGCAACUCGUUGCUGCAGAGAAGUCCAGAAACAAGAUGCACCAGCUUUACAUGCACUACGUGAGCUGCCGUGGCGAAUGGGAUCGCUGCAGCUUGGUGGUCUCCAUCCGCAAACAGACCGCCCACUCCUCUGAUGAGAUUUACGAGUGGUGGGACGAGAAAAAGAUGAAGGCCGAGUUGGGAGAGGAAUUGGCCGUGGACCUAAUGAAGCGUCAUGCUGACGCUGAGAGCAAGCUAUCGGCUGCCGAAAAAGGAAAGUUCAUCCGCGUGCACAAGGAUUUCCCUAGCAGGAAGGACCUGUGGAAGUACAAGAACUUCGCUGCCUACAUUGACAAGACAACCAAGCAGAUUACGCACAGCGCCGAACUGUCAAUGCAAGCGGAGGUGGAAGAGGAAUCCUUCCACACGGCCAUGUGGCUCUGUGAAAUUAGUCGCUUGUGCAAACCUCCUACCCUAACCGGGCUCAAAGGGGUUCAGAGCGCAAUCAGGCUACGUGGCCAUUGA
Molecule: messenger RNA, 2442 nt
Organism: Effrenium voratum
Lineage: Eukaryota; Dinophyceae; Suessiales; Symbiodiniaceae
Source: the annotation of a GenBank genome assembly